CUAUAUUUAUGCUUAUUUAGUUUAUCUUGUGUGCUUUAACCAUUUGUACAUUGUUAAAACACUGUAUAUAUAUAAUAUGACAUUUGCAGGGUCUUUAUUGUUUUGAAACUUAUGUAUGUGUAAUGUUUACUGUUAAUUUGUAUUGUUUAUUUCACGUUAUAUAUUCACUUUAUAUAUUAUCAACCUCACUUGCUUUGGCAAUGUUAACACAUGUUUCCCAUGCCAGUAAAGCCCUUGAAUUGAAUUGAGUGAGAGAGAGAGAAAGAGAGUGAGAGAGUGAAAGUCACUGGCUGUUUAGCCUCACAGCUUGAGGAUAGGUGCUGUCAUUGAACCUGGUGGUCAGUCUUUAGUCACUGGCUGUUUAGCCUCACAGCUUGAGGAAAGGUGCUGUCAUUGAACCUGGUGGUUAGUCUUUAGUCACUGGCUGUUUAGCCUCAUAGCUUGGGGAUAGGUGCUGUCAUUGAACCUGGUGGUUAGUCUUUAGUCACUGGCUGUUUAGCCUCACAGCUUGAGGAUAGGUGCUGUCAUUGAACCUGGUGGUCAUUCUUUAGUCACUGGCUGUUUAGCCUCACAGCUUGAGGAUAGGUGCUGUCAUUGAACCUGGUGGUCAUUCUUUAGUCACUGGCUGUUUACCCUCACAGCUUGAGGAUAGGUGCUGUCAUUGAACCUGGUGGUCAGUCUUUAGUCACUGGCUGUUUAGCCUCACAGCUUGAGGAUAGGUGCUGUCAUUGAACCUGGUGGUUGGUCUUUAGUCACUGGCUGUUUAGCCUCACAGCUUGAGGAUAGGUGCUGUCAUUGAACCUGGUGGUCAGUCUUUAGUCACUGGCUGUUUAGCCUCACAGCUUGAGGAUAGUGGCUGUCAUUGAACCUGGUGGUCAUUCUUUAGGCUGCUGUACAGCUUGAUGGACCGUAGAGGAUUGAUACAUUUCAAUGUAUCAGGUGGAGUUAAUCACCAGCUAUAGAGUGAGUUGUUGUUUAUGUUUCUAAGACUGCAGGGUGGGAGAUGCAACAAUGUCCUUGAGAACAGCAGGAAGUGUGUUGGGGGUCUUUGUCUGGUCUGUAGCAGGUCUGGUCUCAUUCAUAAUGUUUUAGUAAUGUUAUCUUAAUGUUAUUCUGUGUGUUCAGUGACAUCGUCUGUUAGGGGCUUCUUCUUUUCUGGAAUAGUUGUCUUUCACACCUCACUGAGUAACACUUAGGUCCUUUCUGUGGUUUCCAUUCACACUCAGCAAGUAGAGUACGGCAACAAAGUAUGGACAAAUGCUGUUAGUGUGAGGAAAUGGGUCUGUAAUGUGUAAUCACUAUCAUGUGUGAUUGUGUUUCAGUGUUACUGGAUCAGGAUGGAGGAAGUGUACACCACUCAGAGUAUCUGUGUCUUGAAGGGGUCAACAGUGGAGCUGUCCUGCUCUUACACAUAUCCCAGUGGCUAUACAAUCACAACCUUCUGGUUCACUAAAAAUUAUGCUGAGGGGAAUCAUGUGACUGAGUGAUGCACCAGACUACACACGUCAUGUGAAGUACUGUAGCAACAAGAAGAAUGGCCACAUCCUGACAAUCAGAGAUCUGAGAGAGUGUGACUCAGCUAUGUGCAAAGUGUCCAUCCUGACCCUAACUGGGACACACACACCACUGAAAAUGAGGAUCAGACACUCUGGCAUGACACGUUCACAUCUCUUCAGAGAGACGCUCAGCACUCCGUGUAUCAGACCAUCCAGGGAAGAGAACCACCACAGAACCUGGAGGGAAGAGAACCACCACAGAACCUGGAGGGAAGAGAACCACCACAGAACCUGGACUGAUAGAACCACCACAGAACCUGGACUGAUAGAACCACCACAGAACCUGGACUGAUAGAACCACCACAGAACCUGGAGGGAAGAGAACCACCACAGAACCUGGACUAAAGAGUAUCACCACAGAACCUGGACUGAGAGAACCACCACAGAACCUGCACUUAAGAGAACCAUCACAGAACCUGGAGGGAAGAGAACCACCCCAGAACCUGCACUAAAGAGAACCAUCACAGAACCUGGAGGGAAGAGAACCACCCCAGAACAUGCACUAAAGAGAACCAUCACAGAACCUGGAUUAAAGAGCUAUGGCACCAAACCAAAGCUAGUCCUUACACUCUUGCUAAUAUAUUGUUAUAAUAUCUUGAAGGUUCAACCAAGUUACAAAAUGACACAUUGGUUUCCCUUCCCUUUUAGCAGUCUAUGAACAUGGUGUGACAUCAGUCCCUGCUUUGGUUUAUUUUCUCCUGACACUGUUUCCACUUGCUAACGUUUUAGCAUUUGUGGCACAAAUCCCAUUAGUUGAGGUCACUUCCAGAUGAUUUGAACAUGAUGAGAGAAUGUUAAUAUGUGAAAUAUUAAUAUCAGUCCUGUGACUUGAAUGGGAUUUUUGUAAAUGUGGGAGUGUUCGACAUUGCAGCCGACUUUAUAGGCAAGUCGAGAUCUACAAAUCACCUUGCAUGAUGAAUAACUACUCAAUAUUAUUUAUAGAUCAUUCAGUCCGUCACAAUUUACCCAUGAUACAUCAGUUUUGAUGCUCUCGAACACUGUCUGUGUGACUGCUGAAGGAAGCCUUCUCUGCAUAAGCUUCUUGGUCCCUGACAUAGAGUUGGAUAGAAGGUACAUCUUGACAUCUUUGUCAUGAUGUCUUCUGUGACAGAAUGAGCAGCACCAUUGAGGGCUAUUUCCAUAUUCAAGUAGUUAAUAUCUUCAACUUCCAUAAGUUUAAUAACAGUCGAUAUACCAACUGAAAUGGGGUAUUCAAUGGCUUAGCUAUGCUAAAACAGGCUUUGAAGCAAGUACGCCCUCUAUUCAACUCUAUUGUCCCUGACUGCUUCAAUGUUGUGUCAACCACAGACUUCAAACCUGACACUCAGUGUCUAUUUACAUAGACUUCCAGUAAGUGAACUUACAACACAUCUCCCCUUCACUCUGUAAGUCUGCUUGACUAUAUCUUACAAUAUGUUUAUUUUAUUAUUUGUUUGUUUCCAUGAACUUCUGUAUCCUGUUAUCUGCAUGGUGAUGCUGUUGUAAUGUAUGUUUUGUUUUUCUGUUAUGUACAGUAUACUCUGUAGAUGUAUUUCUGCGUAGUAAUCUGAUACAGUAUUGUACAUGGGGUUACACAUGUAAUAUUUUUGUAUGGUAUUUUAAGGACUCUCAAAGCAAGAGAUUGUUGUGGAGACUUGUUUGAAAAUGACCUAAAGUAAGACUGAGAGUAACAGUGAUUAGGUGUAUGCUUCGUAAGAGCUUUAGGAGUAAUAUUAACAUGAGACACAGUGAUGGUGGGUUGUGUUUAGGAGUAGUAUUAACAUGAGACACAGUGAUGGUGGGUUGUGUUUAGGAGUAGUAUUAACAUGAGACACAGUGAUGGUGUUUUGUGUAGGAGUAGUAUGAACAUGAGACACAGUGAUGGUGGGUUGUGUUUAGGAGUAGUAUGAACAUGAGACACAGUGAUGGUGGGUUGUGUUUAGGAGUAGUAUGAACAUGAGACACAGUGAUGGUGGGUUGUGUGUAGGAGUAGUAUGAACAUGAGACACAGUGAUGGUGGGUUGUGUUUAGGAGUAGUAUUAACAUGAGACACAGUGAAGGUGGGUUGUGUUUAGGAGUAGUAUUAACAUGAGACACAGUGAUGGUGGAUUGUGUUUAGGAGUAGAAUUAGCAUGAGACAGUGAAGGUGGGUUGUGUUUAGGAGUAGUAUUAACAUGAGACACAGUGAUGGUGGGUUGUGUUUAGGAGUAGUAUUAACAUGAGACACAGUGAUGGUGGUUUGUGUUUAGGAGUAGUAUUAACAUGAGACUCAGUGAUGGUGGGUUGUGUUUAGGAGUAGUAUAAACCUAAAACACAGUGAUGGUGGGUUGUGUUUAGGAGUAGUAUUAACAUGAGACUCAGUGAUGGUGGGUUGUGUUUAGGAGUAGUAUUAACAUGAGACACAGUGAUGGUGGGUUGUGUUUAGGAGUAGUAUUAACAUGAGACUCAGUGAUGGUGGGUUGUGUUUAGGAGUAGUAUUAACAUGAGACACAGUGAUGGUGGGUUGUGUUUAGGAGUUGUAUUAACAUGAGACUCAGUGAUGGUGGGUUGUGUUUAGGAGUAGUAUAAACCUAAAACACAGUGAUGGUGGGUUGUGUUUAGGAGUAGUAUUAACAUGAGACACAGUGAUGGUGGUUUGUGUUUAGGACUAGUAUUCACAUGAGACUCAGUGAUGGUGGGUUGUGUUUAGGAGUAGUAUUAACAUGAGACACAGUGAUGGUGGGUUGUGUUUAGGAGUAGUAUUAACAUGAGACUCAGUGAUGGUGGGUUGUGUUUAGGAGUAGUAUUAACAUGAGACACAGUGAUGGUGGGUUGUGUUUAGGAGUAGUAUUAACAUGAGACACAGUGAUGGUGGGUUGUGUUUAGGAGUAGUAUUAACAUGAGACACAGUGAUGGUGGGUUGUGUUUAGGAGUAGUAUUAACAUGAGACACAGUGAUGGUGGUUUGUGUUUAGGAGUAGUAUUAACAUGAGACUCAGUGAUGGUGGGUUGUGUUUAGGAGUAGUAUAAACCUAAAACACAGUGAUGGUGGGUUGUGUUUAGGAGUAGUAUUAACAUGAGACACAGUGAUGGUGGGUUGUGUUUAGGAGUAGUAUUAACAUGAGACUCAGUGAUGGUGGGUUGUGUUUAGGAGUAGUAUUAACAUGAGACACAGUGAUGGUGGGUUGUGUUUAGGAGUUGUAUUAACAUGAGACUCAGUGAUGGUGGGUUGUGUUUAGGAGUAGUAUAAACCUAAAACACAGUGAUGGUGGGUUGUGUUUAGGAGUAGUAUUAACAUGAGACACAGUGAUGGUGGUUUGUGUUUAGGACUAGUAUUCACAUGAGACUCAGUGAUGGUGGGUUGUGUUUAGGAGUAGUAUUAACAUGAGACACAGUGAUGGUGGGUUGUGUUUAGGAGUAGUAUUAACAUGAGACACAGUGAUGGUGGGUUGUGUUUAGGAGUAGUAUUAACAUGAGACUCAGUGAUGGUGGGUUGUGUUUAGGAGUAGUAUAAACCUAAAACACAGUGAUGGUGGGUUGUGUUUAGGAGUAGUAUUAACAUGAGACACAGUGAUGGUGGUUUGUGUUUAGGACUAGUAUUCACAUGAGACUCAGUGAUGGUGGGUUGUGUUUAGGAGUAGUAUUAACAUGAGACACAGUGAUGGUGGGUUGUGUUUAGGAGUAGUAUUAACAUGAGACACAGUGAUGGUGGGUUGUGUUUAGGAGUAGUAUUAACAUGAGACUCAGUGAUGGUGGGUUGUGUUUAGGAGUAGUAUAAACCUAAAACACAGUGAUGGUGGGUUGUGUUUAGGAGUAGUAUUAACAUGAGACACAGUGAUGGUGGUUUGUGUUUAGGAGUAGUAUAAACCUAAAACACAGUGAUGGUGGGUUGUGUUUAGGAGUAGUAUUAACAUGAGACACAGUGAUGGUGGGUUGUGUUUAGGAGUAGUAUUAACAUGAGACACAGUGAUGGUGGGUUGUGUUUAGGAGUAGUAUUAACAUGAGACACAGUGAUGGUGUUUUGUGUAGGAGUAGUAUGAACAUGAGACACAGUGAUGGUGGGUUGUGUUUAGGAGUAGUAUGAACAUGAGACACAGUGAUGGUGGGUUGUGUUUAGGAGUAGUAUGAACAUGAGACACAGUGAUGGUGGGUUGUGUGUAGGAGUAGUAUGAACAUGAGACACAGUGAUGGUGGGUUGUGUUUAGGAGUAGUAUUAACAUGAGACACAGUGAAGGUGGGUUGUGUUUAGGAGUAGUAUUAACAUGAGACACAGUGAUGGUGGAUUGUGUUUAGGAGUAGAAUUAGCAUGAGACAGUGAAGGUAGGUUGUGUUUAGGAGUAGUAUUAACAUGAGACUCAGUGAUGGUGGGUUGUGUUUAGGAGUAGUAUGAACAUGAGACACAGUGAUGGUGGGUUGUGUGUAGGAGUAGUAUGAACAUGAGACACAGUGAUGGUGGGUUGUGUUUAGGAGUAGUAUUAACAUGAGACACAGUGAAGGUGGGUUGUGUUUAGGAGUAGUAUUAACAUGAGACACAGUGAUGGUGGAUUGUGUUUAGGAGUAGAAUUAGCAUGAGACAGUGAAGGUGGGUUGUGUUUAGGAGUAGUAUUAACAUGAGACUCAGUGAUGGUGGGUUGUGUUUAGGAGUAGUAUUAACAUGAGACACAGUGAUGGUGGGUUGUGUUUAGGAGUUGUAUUAACAUGAGACUCAGUGAUGGUGGGUUGUGUUUAGGAGUAGUAUAAACCUAAAACACAGUGAUGGUGGGUUGUGUUUAGGAGUAGUAUUAACAUGAGACACAGUGAUGGUGGUUUGUGUUUAGGACUAGUAUUCACAUGAGACUCAGUGAUGGUGGGUUGUGUUUAGGAGUAGUAUUAACAUGAGACACAGUGAUGGUGGGUUGUGUUUAGGAGUAGUAUUAACAUGAGACUCAGUGAUGGUGGGUUGUGUUUAGGAGUAGUAUUAACAUGAGACACAGUGAUGGUGGGUUGUGUUUAGGAGUAGUAUUAACAUGAGACUCAGUGAUGGUGGGUUGUGUUUAGGAGUAGUAUAAACCUAAAACACAGUGAUGGUGGGUUGUGUUUAGGAGUAGUAUGAACAUGAGACUCAGUGAUGGUGGGUUGUGUUUAGGAGUAGUAUAAAGUAUUUUGUUGGUUUAGAUGCACACACUCAGUAUCACUUCCCUCUUCUCCUUUCCUGUCUGUCCCCUGACAGACAUCCCGAGUCAUAUCAGAAAUCUGUAUAUACACAUUAGACUUUACAGAACAUGUUCCUGGUAGAACAUGGCACCUGCAACGUUAUGGGUUUGGUUCCCAGGACCACCCAUAGGUGCUCUAGUCUAGAACACUGAACCUUCAGUACCACUUUGAUGCAGCUGAUGAGGAGUGAUGGUCAUGGGUGUUUAAAUUGAAUGGGUUCUAAUUGAAUAACAUCAUGGAACUUUGACCUGUAUAUACAGAACUCAGAAGGGCAAGGUAGGUCAUUAAAAUGUUAAUGUUAUAAAUAGUUUAGUCAACACAUUUGUUUAAAUGGUUCCGUAUGUAGUAUAAAAGACCACAGUGAAAAUUGACAAAUUUUUUAAAUAAAAUUAAUAUAUGCCCAGACUUGUCUUUUACACAAUUUCUGUUCUAUUACAGUAACAGCCCUUUUCUGGCGUGUUGGUCUGGUUGUCAUGGAUGUUAAUGUCUUUACUAAACAGGAAGGACAGUUCUGUAUCAGCUACUUGUGUUCUGACUGCUUUUAUAAUGUGUUAACACUUACUUCUUGUUUUCACUCACUACCAGACAGUUGACUCACUGUAUAAGACCUCUCCUCUUCACUUCACUCUGGAACUACUCUUGACAAUAUCUUGAAAUAUAGUUUUUGGUUAUUUGUUUUUAGUCAUAAGUCAAAUACUUGAGGACUGCAGGGUGGGAGAUGUAACAAUGGCCUUGAGAACAGCAGGAAGUGUGUUGGUGGUCUUUCUCUGGUCUGUGACAGUUGUACUGGGUCAGGAUGGCUGGAGUGUUAGAUACACCACUCAGAGUAUCUGUACCUUGAAGGGGUCAUCAGUGGAUCUGUUCUGCUCUUACACAUAUCCCAGAGGUAAAGUCACAACAACCUUCUGGUUCACUAAAAUGGAGGCUGGGAUAGAACCUGAAGAUCUAGGUCAGGACCCAGAGUAUGCAGGUCGUCUGGAGUAUCAUGGAGAUAAGAAGAAAGACUGUACCCUGACAAUCACAGACCUGAGAGAGAGAGACUCAGCUACGUACAAAUUCAGAUUACUAACAGAUCAGGAAGGAGGGAAAUAUUCUGGAAGUCCUGGAGUCACUCUGUCUGUCACAGGUCUUCAGGUGAAGGUGACUGGUGGACAUCAGGAUAAGACACUGACCUGUAUCACCACAUGUACUCUGACUCACAACCCCACCUACAUCUGGUACAAGAACGGACAACAUCUAGAUGAGAGCACCUCCCCCCAGUACAAAGACCCAGUCUCCAGUAACUAUGAAGACAGUUACUCCUGUGCUGUAAAAGGCCACGAGGACCUCCACUCUCCUGCAGUGUGUGAGUGUUCAUUUAAUACAUUAUACUGUGUGUUGGUUUCACUAUGAGAACUUGAGAACUUUGAGGAUUUCUAGAUAGAACUGAGAAUACAAUCCAAUUGACCUCUUGUUAAGUCACUGUGUUUCAGGUAUUUGGGGUCAGAGCUGCAACAGAGUGACUUACACCAAGAGGAGAAUCUGUGUCUUGAAGGGGUCAACAGUGGACAUAUCCUGUAGUUAUGUUGGUCAUUAUUCCACCACAUCAUCAUUCUGGUUUAGAAGUGAUAAGUCGACACCUGAAGACCUAACCACUGACCCAGGGUAUGUAGGUCGUGUGGAGUACACUGGAACAUACAGAGGUCCCUUCACCCUGAGAAUCACAGAUCUGAGAGAGGAGGACUCAGCUGAGUAUCGCUUCACUUUUAAAACAAACAACUUUGAAUGGGGUCAUAGUUUCCCAGGAACAACUCUGUCUGUCACAGGUCUGCAGGUGAAGGUGACUCCUGCUGCAGAGGGACAGAAGACACUGACCUGUAGCACCACCUGUACUCUGACUGACAACCCCACCUACAUCUGGUACAAGAACGGACAACAUCUAGAUGAGAGCACCUCCCCCCAGUACAAAGAUCCAGUCUCCAGUAACUAUGAAGACAGUUAUUCCUGUGCUGUAAAAGGCCAUGAGGAUCUCCUCUCUCCUGCAG
Oncorhynchus nerka (sockeye salmon) is the source of this 8730-nucleotide messenger RNA. Its product is annotated as myeloid cell surface antigen CD33-like. The record is from RefSeq and is a predicted model, not a curated record. The coding region runs from base 7433 to 8098 and encodes 221 amino acids. The transcript has 7 exons. NCBI's taxonomy places the organism in Eukaryota, Metazoa, Chordata, Actinopteri, Salmoniformes, Salmonidae.